Messenger RNA from Paraglomus brasilianum, 546 nucleotides. The record is from the annotation of a GenBank genome assembly. NCBI's taxonomy places the organism in Eukaryota, Fungi, Glomeromycota, Glomeromycetes, Paraglomerales, Paraglomeraceae.
AUGCCAAAAACGUAUAUGUCAGACGCUGUUGACCUAGGCGUAUUUCCGGUGCCAUAUACGGGACAACUCCAGGCAUACGACGAUUUUCAAAACGGCACUUCGAACGUACUUGCCGACUAUACCAUAUACGAUGCUUUAAUAAAUGCAUCAGAAGCAUGGGCUGAUGUAUCAUCGCAAACAAUACGUAACUGCUGGCAAAAGACUGGUAUUGUUUCGAAGAGACAGUUAUUGAACACUACGAUACAAUUCUCAAAAGGUACAAAUAAUUGGUCAAUCCUUACUGAUGAAGAUGUAAUUGAAUUAGUAAAUCGGAAGGAAAUGAGUAGCGAAAGUGAAGCUGAAACGGAAACAAUAAGUAAUAGGACAGCCUGUACAUUAAUCGACACAGUUUUAAAAUACUUGUAUCAACAAGGACCAGAAUUUGGCGAGGUUGUCGAAGAAGUAAAGAUUUUGAGAGCAUUACGCAGAUGGGUGGAGCUAGCCAUUCAGAAAAAUCUUAAACAAGUUAGUCUUCACCAUUUUGAGGAUAAAAUGAUCGAACAGUAG